This is a messenger RNA of Spodoptera litura, 2658 nucleotides long. RefSeq names its product VAMP-associated protein 33kDa (gene Vap33). The record is from RefSeq and is a predicted model, not a curated record. Gene Ontology annotation, biological process: endoplasmic reticulum membrane organization. Gene Ontology annotation, molecular function: FFAT motif binding. Gene Ontology annotation, cellular component: plasma membrane; endoplasmic reticulum membrane. Lineage: Eukaryota; Metazoa; Arthropoda; Insecta; Lepidoptera; Noctuidae.
UGCGCAUGUCGAAUUCGUCAUUCAUCGUUCGUUCGCUUUGGCCGACAUCGCGGAACGGUCAUUUUUUCGUGAUCUGCAUUUUUUUGCCAACGAGAUACUAAACUUAUAAUUAAACAAAAUGCCCAACCAGGUGUUAACUAUAGAGCCUCAAAACGAACUAAAAUUUAAGGUUGAUUAUUCAGGACUCUUCGAGUCAGGAUGCACCACGUACAUGCGAUUGACAAACCCCUCAAAUGAUACGGUACUCUUCAAGAUAAAAACUACUGCACCAAAGAAGUACUGUGUACGUCCUAAUUCUGGCGUGCUUGAGCCAAACUCUAAAGUGGAAAUAGCGAUUACUCCACAGCCUGUGUAUGUGGACCCCAAUGAGAAACAUAAACAUAAGUUUAUGGUCCAAAGCGUGGUUGCUCCGGAGGGAAAUACCAAUAUUGAUCAAGUGUGGAAGGAAAUCAGCCCAGAUCAAUUGAUGGACUGCAAGUUGAAGUGUGUCUUUGAAUCUCCUCGUGGAACUAACUUGAAUGAUGCUGGUGACAAUGUCGCUCAAAACGAAGUGACCAAGAAGCGUGUCGCGGUGGCAGAUGAGGCAAAGUCGUCGACAAAGGAUGCCGUAGAAGGUCUUAUCCAGAAUGAAGCAAAGCGGAAGGAUGAUGAUCACACUACUGGCGUGAAAACGACUUUGACUUUCCCCAAGCCUGAGAACGCAGAUACUGAUUUGCAAAAAGCUACCUUAGAAGUUAUUCUUUUGAGGGAGGAAGAAAGCAAACUAAGACAUGAAAAUCUGCAACUAAAAGAGGAGCUGAUGCGCCUGCGCCAGUCCGCGGGUGGUGACGGUCGCGUGGCGCGCCCUCACUCAUACGGACCCGAAAAGAACGCACAGAUUGCACUGAUGCCUUGGGUCCUCACCGCCGUUGGCAUGGCGCUCCUCGGCAUUAUCAUCGGCAAGUUCCUUAUGUGAAUGGUCUCCCCAACCCCGCGGUGACCUUGACAUCGCCUCACAGAUACCGCUGUUACACCGCUCCCGAUGCAUCCCUCUCGCACAAGGCAGCUUAUAAUUUUUAUAGCAACCUCCAAAGCUUCCAUCGUGCCGUUCUUGUGUUCCUCUAAGAGUUUAAUAUCUAAGUUAGUGUAAUUUUCUAUUACACGAAUGUUUGUUUUGUUUAUGCAAUCACACUUAUUGUUGUUUAUCCACGAAACUCGCCAAAACUAACUACCUGUACUUUUAGUGUCAAGUUGUCAACAGAAAAUCGGACUUAUGUUCCGUUACUUUAAAAUAAUUUGUUAGACGAAUUAUUACUAUUCUUGAUAUAGUGCUUUUCCAAUUCCAAGGCAAACAAUGUGUUCCUGUUAGUUGUUUGUUAAUUUUAUGAUAAAAUGUAGCAAGUCCCUUUAAAAAAUAUUAUUAAAUUUUGUAUAUAUUCACAAGUUUAUAUAAGGACCUUCUUAAUAUUACCUCUUUGAAAUACGUCUAGUAUUUAUGCCAAGCCAUUCUUCCGAAGCUAUAAAUCGCCCUAAACUUGAAAUUAUAACCCUCUUCAUGAAAAUUGUUGUAUUUCUACAACCAAUUGUCCUGUGUGUAAAUGUGAGAUAGGUGCUUAAGGUUGCUUGCCGAAAGAUCGCUUAUUACGGCUAGUUUAUUAUACUCAUAACUUGAGGCAUCAUUCUGUUUAUUUCAGCUGUUUAAAGUUGAUAGAGCCAGAAUUAUGUGUCAAGUCAGUUUUAUUUGUGAAUCAGUCCAUAAUCCACCUUUCGAACCCCUGAGUUCUAUAUUGUUUAUACCAGAGUCUUAACCACGGUAAUACUAAAUAUUUUAGAUGUUGUUCAUUCACAUUUAUUGUAUUUUAAUGUUGCAACCUACAUAGAACUUAGCAUAUUCACAUGUUAUUUUAUUAUAAGUAUCACUGCUUAUUUUAUGUUUAAACAAAACAUUACAAUUGUCAUCUGUAUGAAAAGCAAUAAUAGGGUUAAGAUCACCAAGCUGACAAAUUAUUAGCUAUACCAGAUUAAAUAUGUAAGUUCAGAUUAUACACCAAAAGUGUGGUACUAUAGUGAGCACUUGUGUUAAUAUUGUCUGCUAUACAUCACAUAAUAUAUUUACAGCAAAAUAUAUUAGAGAGCGAGAACGAGUUUCAACAAUGUAUCUGUGCUCUUCUAAUAUAUAGAUAUAAAAUAAUUGUUUAUUAUAGAAGUUAGUAGUCUAUUUGAUAUCAUUGUUCGGAAUUUGCAAUCUUGGUGAGUUUUUCCCGCGAAACUCUUGAUUCUAAUGUAUUAAGGUAACACUUACAAUCAAUAAUUGUGAUAUAAAAAAUGCAAUGAGUAGUGUUAACAAAUCAUAUUCAUAUUUAUAUAAUUGCAUUUUUAUAAACAGUGGUAAGAUGUCAGGGCAGAAGAUCGGUCAAUAGAUAUUAUAUUUAUCUAUUAUAAAAUAUUUUUUGCCUAGUUUAUUGAGUAAUGAUAAAGUUGUAACCGUGUCUCCUUGAUAAACUUUGGUGUUAACACAUAUUCUCUGAGACACCAAACCUAGUUCAAUAUGAACAUAGUUAAUAUUAAUUGCCAUUAAAAAUAAUUGUUUUGGCAAUACACCAAGAAUUAUCAAGAAGAGCGAGUUACUAAAUGCGGCUUGCCAAGUGUGCUUGUCGGCAUUUACUAAAUUGAUGAUAU